Molecule: messenger RNA, 1245 nt
Organism: Mesocestoides corti
Lineage: Eukaryota; Metazoa; Platyhelminthes; Cestoda; Cyclophyllidea; Mesocestoididae
Source: the annotation of a GenBank genome assembly
AUGAAUAAGCACGUGCGUUGGUCUCGAUUCGCCGAUGAGAUUUCAUUCGCGAUAUCAAAGAACACUCCACGCAGGGCAGUUUCAACGGACGACGACGACGAGUACUUCUCUGACGAAGACCGAAAUUUAGCCCAACCGCCACGCUCCACCCACUACGCUGAUCGACAGAACUCACAAGUGGCCCAAAAGUCUUCGAAGCGCUACUCCUUGAAGUCAGAUUUGCACACCUCUGAAGAUGGCAUGAAGCCAAACGACAAUGCCUUUGACAAGGUUUGUCGAGACGAGAAUGGGACUAAAAAUCUGUACCGAUAUCGGCUGCCAGAAAGGAGACGCGCUCGCCCUGAUCGCGUCCAUUCUCGAGAGAAGCAAAGCCUGGUGGCUCGAUGCUCCACGUCGCCUUCUCUUAAGCACAGGUCUCCUGAACCACCAGACCCUUCGUGGACUGCCAGCAGACGCCAGUCAAAUUCUCGAGAUCGCCUGCUUCUCCCACCAAGAGACUACGCUGGAGCAGAAGAAAGGUGGCAACACGGACGUCGGGCGACGUCGCCAAAACCACGUGUCCCAAGGUCGGAUUUCGAAAUGCCACCACAACAGAAGGAGGCUCUUGGUAGAGAGAACAGACGAAGGUCGCUGGAGCAGUGCCCACCUCAGCGCAAGGCCCCUGCGAAGACGAAGAAGACACGACGUGUGCGGAUUCGUUACACGAACAGGUCACGUGAUCACAGCGAACUACCACUUGAGAGGCCUGAAGCGUCGGGAAGGAGUCAAACGAAGUGGCGAUUUCGAGAAAGUCCCAUCACCACGCCACCCAUGGAGCAGCCACGCCAGUCGAAGCAGAAGCCUUCGAAACAGGCUCAUUCUAGUCCAGACGAGGAUCAAAGAAGGAGAAGACAAUCAUUUCAGGGUGAAUUUUACCCACGUUUGAAUCGUUCGUCGGUUGCAAAGCGCGAUAACGACUUUCGUCGCCAGCGAUCGCCAGAGAGCACGGUGGAUAGCACCUCCACCGACGACGAUACGCUGGACCUAGUGAUGAAUUCGCCGCGGCAGGAAUACCUGGUGAAUAAGGAGGAUUGUCCCUCAAGACCUGGUGUGAACUGUAGUGGACCUUCAACGGAAGCGUCCAUCCUUGCAGGAGCCAACUCACUCGGUGGCGAUGUGGACGGCAUUGUGUCAACUCAGGUCGUGUUGAGUGCAAUGCAUCGCGAUCCCGCGGCACUGACUGUGAACGCGACAACCGCAGGCUGA